Molecule: messenger RNA, 627 nt
Organism: Leptonychotes weddellii (Weddell seal)
Lineage: Eukaryota; Metazoa; Chordata; Mammalia; Carnivora; Phocidae
Source: RefSeq, a predicted model, not a curated record
AUGGGUCUGUGCUACAGUCUGCGGCCGCUGCUCUUCGGGGAUCCGGAGGACGUCCCCCGCGCCGCCUCGGAAGAGCCUGCGGAAGACGCUCGGCCCGGCCCGGCCCCGGCCCCGACCCCCGCCCGAGCCCCGGCGGCGGUGGGGGGAGACGCGGCCCCGACCCCGCUCCCUCGGGGCGCCGGCGGGAGCCCGGCGUGCACGCGGCCCAAAGCCACCCCGAAGAAGGAGCGGCGGCGGCGUCCGGAGCAGCUGCGAGCCGAGGAGGGCGAGGCGGAGCGCGAGGCGGAGCGCGAGGCGAGGAAGGUCAGCAGGAGCAUCGACCGCAUGCUCCGCGAGCAGAAGCGCGACCUGCAGCAGACGCACCGGCUCCUGCUGCUGGGGGCUGGUGAGUCUGGGAAGAGCACUAUCGUCAAACAAAUGAGGAUCCUGCAUGUCAAUGGAUUUAAUCCUGAGGAAAAGAAACAGAAAAUUCUGGACAUCCGGAAAAAUGUUAAAGAUGCUAUUGUGACAAUUGUUUCAGCGAUGAGUACUAUCAUACCUCCAGUUCCACUGGCCAACCCAGAAAACCAAUUUCGAUCAGACUAUAUCAAGAGUAUAGCUCCUAUCACCGACUUUGAAUAUUCCCAG